Molecule: messenger RNA, 1143 nt
Organism: Blepharisma stoltei
Lineage: Eukaryota; Ciliophora; Heterotrichea; Heterotrichida; Blepharismidae
Source: the annotation of a GenBank genome assembly
AUGGAUCGCGAAAAGUAUGGCCCAGCUGCCUUUCGUGCAAACAAGUCAGCUCGUGCGAAUGCUCAGCGUUUUUGUUAUGAGACCAGGCAUUUAAUAUCACUUUCUUCGAAUUCUCCAGAAUUCAGGAAAGCUCACAGUUCAUUUGAAAAAUACUUUGAUAGGAUAUUAAAAAUAAUACAAGGAGACCAUAAGCUUAGUAAAAAGCCUGAAUCUAUUGAUGAAAUAACUGCAGUCCUCGCUGAGGACGAUUUCCCUGCUUUUUUAGUGUCGAAUCUGACUAAUUUUGACUUUGAGACUGCAAAAGAACUACUUAACUUAAUAUCAAGACUGCUCAGUAAUGGGAAUUCGCUGGAGUUUUAUAUAUGCCGACACAUUGAUAGGGUUAUAAUUCCUUUGAUUACAUCGUACUCAACUGCAGAGCUUUUUUUGCUAUGUGGGCAAUUUUUAAGAGAUCUCUUACAGAAUCCUACAAUAUUUCGUGCCUGUUUGACUGUAGAAAUCCUAUCAACUCUUGUCCGAACCGCAAUUGAUAUGCCUUUUGAGAUUGGGUCAGAUGCUCUUGAUACUAUGAAAAUUCUGAUAGAAUGCGAAAAACCUGUUGCGGCAGAGUUUAUCAAUGAACAUUAUGUAGAAGUACUUCAAAGCUUAUAUUCUUUGUGUGAUAAGGAUUAUUAUUGCAAAAGACAAGCAUUAAGCAUUUUGUAUAAUAUUUUGACAAGGUCUGGGACUGGGGAUUUUAAAGAUCAAUAUGUAGUAGGGGAAGAAAACUUAACCCCUUAUAUAUAAAAAUUCCUAAUUUUAAAGCUGCUAGAAGACUAUUUUCCUCUAUAAAUAAAAGAUUUUUCAUCAAAAUAAACAAACCACAUAUAUGGAAAAUAUAUAAAAUAUGUCAUGAUGCUGAUAAGAGCUGAUGACUCUGCUCAAGUAAAAAUGGAAGCAUUUCACUUAUUUAUGGUCAUUUUAAAAAGAUUAGUCGAACUCGGGAGAGAUGCCCACAAGCUGCCUGCUUACAAAAUUCUUUUGAAAAAUAAAGACAGACUGGUCAAAUUUUUUGAAAAAUUUCAGAAGGAUAAAAAAGAUGAAGAGUUCGUAAAUGAAAGGAAUCAAGCCAUUAUGAUUAUUCAAGGUCUGCAGGCAAGAUAA